Messenger RNA from Hemibagrus wyckioides, 3825 nucleotides. Its product is annotated as USP6 N-terminal-like protein. Lineage: Eukaryota; Metazoa; Chordata; Actinopteri; Siluriformes; Bagridae. The transcript has 14 exons. The record is from RefSeq and is a predicted model, not a curated record. Bases 167 to 2290 code for a protein of 707 amino acids.
CUGCGCUGACUCGUGAUGGCUUUCAGUUGUUCACAUGGAGCCAAGUUAGAAUGGAUGUAUGUCGGGGUCGUCUCACAUUCUCCUUCCGUGAGCUAAGAAACUAUGAAAAAAGAUUAUUUGUGUAGCUGCCAUCGGAGUGCAGAAGACUUAUCCUAAACGAUCUGAGAUGAAGAAGGACAUUGACACAUUAAUAGCUGAAGAACGAGCUGAGAUCAUCUCAAAAUAUGACAAGGGCAGAGUGGAGGGCGUCCACAUUAACUCCUGGGAGGAUGCCAACUACAGCGUCUACAAGGUCAUGGACCGCUUUGGCUUCCUGCAUGAGGAGGAGUUACCCACACCGAGUGCAGUGGAGGAGAAGCAUAAAAAUCAGGAGAUGGAAAGGGUGGAGAAAUGGCUUAAGAUGGUGAAAAACUGGAACAGGUACCAUAACAGUGAGAAGAUGAUCAAGCGAGUUUAUAAGGGGAUUCCCCUGCAGCUGCGUGGCCAGGCCUGGGCUCUCCUGCUGGAUCUGGAGAAGGUGAAGCAGCAAAAUGAGGGGAAGUAUGAGAAAAUGAAGGAACAAGCCAGGAACUUCUCCACAGAAAUCAAGCAGAUAGACCUGGAUGUCAACAGGACUUUUAGGAAUCACGUAAUGUUCAUGGACCGAUUCGGAGUCAAACAACAAGCCCUGUUCCAUGUGCUGGCAGCGUACUCGGUCUACAACACGGAGGUGAGCUACUGCCAGGGCAUGAGCCAGAUCGCCGCCAUUUUGCUGAUGUUCAUGAAUGAGGAGGAUGCAUUCUGGGCACUGUCUCAGCUUCUCACCAACAAGAAGCAUGCUAUGCAUGGAUUCUUUAUCCCUGGCUUCCCCAAACUGCAUCGCUUCCAGACUCAUCAUGACCAGAUCCUGGCUAAACUCCUUCCAAAGCUCAAGAAGCACUUGGAUAAGGAGCAGAUGACUACUGGUAUAUACACAACCAAAUGGUUCCUGCAGUGUUUUAUCGACAGGACGCCAUUCACAUUGACCCUGCGCCUUUGGGACAUUUAUAUACUUGAUGGAGAGAAGAUUUUACCUGCCAUGGCCUACACAACUCUUAGAAUUCAUAAAAAGCGUCUGUUGAAGAUGCCUUUGGAGGAACUGCGAGAGUUUCUGCAGGAAAACAUCUCCUCCUCCUUCCAGUCAGGCGAUGAUGCUGUUAUAGAGCAGCUGCAGGCCGCCAUGGCCGAGCUACGGAAAAUGAAGCUGGAUCUUCCUCCUGCACCCAAAGGUGAUGAGCUUCCAAAGAAGCCUCUGGGGGUAGAGCGUCCAAUUGUGCUAACCCCAAUAACCUCUGUUCAGCCAGCCAAAGAUUCUGACCAGCUCUCGGCUCAUACUCACACAAAUGACCCCAUUACAAAGAAUCAGCCCCCUCCUGUUCCUCCAGUAAAAUCAGUAUCUCUGUUCACCCAGGCACACUGCCCAGAACUCCAAAUCACAUACUCACAGCCUGAGACAGAAAUCUCAGAGACUGGUGCUGCAGAGGAAAGUCUAGUUUCCUCUUCUGCGUGCAAUUCUCUGUCUCCGGAGAGCAGAGAAACCCUUUCCCGGGCAGAUUCGAGUGAAUGGCCUCCACCAUACCUACCCUCCGAGGCUGAUUUAUACAGUGUUGACUCUCUGAAUCUCCCUGAACUGCCUCCACCUCCUCUGCCCUGCCUCGACCCAGAGUCUGGGGUUUACCUUUCACCCUCAGGGGACUCGCUUCCACCAGCACCAAUCCAACAGGAACUGUCUACAUCACCAUCCUCCUACAGAGCACAGCGACAGUUCGGCAAGUUCCCUGUCAAUUUUUACAUCCCAGCAUCCCCGGGAGCUCGAAGGCCCUCAGAACAGUCUCACUAUGACAAUCUGUCUGAAGAAGAAGAGCAGCCUGGAGAGAAGAUUCCAGAAAUCCGGGAGAACUUGGGCCUCUCUUCUUCUCAGCCCUGGCCUUCACCACCCAGCUUCUUUUACAUUCCCGAAUCGGCUCCAGCUCCACCGCUAAAGCCCUCCUCAGAAUACACUGACACUGGUAGCUUCGCAACAUCAACCUGCACCUUCAUUCAACCUCGACCCCAGUUUGAUGGCCCGCCAUCCACUGUUUCCUCUCCCCUGCUCUCUUUUGCAGUUGUCCAGUCUGCGCAGAACCAGAACAUUACCUACAGGAAUCAACUGCAGGGUCCCAGACUGCCAGUAAAACCUGCAGGACUUUCCUCCGGACCCACAGCAGCGUGUGCUGACUUUAACCGGAUGCAUGUCCCGACUUGCCAGCCACCAAAGCCAGUGACCUUCUAGCACAGGAAACUGUGCACUCUCCUUUGUGCCAUUGCAAUAAAAAAAAGAACAAAAGAGGCCGUGUUGUGUCAGUGAUGGUUAGGAUUUUCCCAAAGUCAAGCCCUUUUUUAAAUUCUCAUGUCUUAGGGUCUUAAGGCCUCUCAAGGCCUUAAGGUACUCAGAAUUUUGUGACUCAUUUUAUAUUUAGUAAUAUGUAAUGUAGCAUGUUUUGCUUCAUUAGUGGAAACGAUGGUGUGUGUGUGUAUAUAUGUAUGUGCGUGACUGCAUUUAUGUGUAUGCAUGUGUGUGUGUGUUUGCAUUAGGCGCAGCAGUUAUAUUCUUGUUCUUGUAUUGGUUUUGUGUUUUUUUUAUAGUAAGUCAGUAUUAAAACUCUGAUUUGUUUUAUUUGUUUACAAUCCAAGGUAAACUAUAUUAUUAGAAGGGUGCCAUUUAAUUUGUGCAUACUGUGAGCAUACACAGUAACACAUUCACAAUAAUCCCAAAGGUAUCUUGCUUUUUUUUUUUCCUCAUAAAAAUGGCUUACAAGUAUUUUGAAUGUGUACAUGGGCUGUUUAGGCAGCUUUUGGUCUUACUUUUAUGCACAACAUGUCAAAGUUUAAAACACCGUACCUUACUGUAUAAAAAAGAACGAGAUCUGUAUAAUCAGGGCUACUGUGAGAAACUGAAGAUUUUAGGGUUACUCCUCUGUGGUGUGAUGGAACGCUCAUGGAGAUGGCAUGUUGCUCUGGAUGAGCCUGAAAUCGAUCUUUUUUUUCUUCUUCAUUUUUUGGCACAAAAUCACCCAGCCUUACCUGAAAUGGAUCAUUAUUUUGCACAUGACUGAUCAAUAGCGCCAUCCUGUGGAAGACACUCAGUUUUCUUCAGGGAAGAUAAUCUUACUUUAAAGUGCAGUGGAACAGAGACAGCACCAGCACUUAGAUGCCAAGAUACUUUUUCUUUUCUUUUUUUUUCUUCUUUUUUUUUUUUUAACUUUACUGAUCUGAAUCCUGGAGUCAGUGAUGUCUGGGUUGCUGCAGAAAAUAUAACAAUACUCUUUCAGUCUGUACAAGUAUGUUUCAGAGAAUUAUGUUCCCGUUUGCUGGCAAAAGGAAUGUCAAGAAGUGGAAUUUCUUUUGCACGGUUUCUUUUAUGACAAGAAUUAUUUAAUAUUGUUUGUUUUUUUGUGUACCUCUGGUGUAAAUACUUUCACAACAAACCAAAGAUGGCCUUGUGUUUUGAUUGUGAUGCCGUGCAGAGAGCAAAUGAUUGAAGCUUAAAAAAAAUAAUAACUUAUGUCUCGUCAUUGUUUUGGUGUAAAAAAAAUAAUCCUGAGACUAAAUCCAGAGAGCAUUUCUAUUGUAUUACUGUGUUGGAAGAUGUUUAUUAGCAAUGUGCAUUCAGUACUGCUGUGUGAUUUCUUUCUAAAGCAGAACAACUACAAGAAUGAUACAAUGCAUUACAUCGACACACAAGGAGACACUUAGUAAAGUGCAACAGUCUUAGUCCAAAUUUCCAAAAACUAAUAUUUACCCUACACCCGCUCACUUUAAAUAAAA